CAGGUUACGUGAGAGUGUGUUGUGGUCAGUGGAAGACCCCGGGGCCCUGGAUCCUGAGGGUUUGAAAACAGUAGACGGAGCUUGUGGAGUCUGCCGGGGUGGAACGGAGAUUGUGGGAAGAAGAAGUCCACUUUUCCUGCCCAUUCAAGGGCAUCGCUGGGGGCCCGAAGAUCAGCUCAGAGCUGAGGCCUGUCAGCAGAGCCUCAUGGAGCAGAGAAGACGAGUCAGGCUGCACCACAGGGGAUGUCUAAGCUGACAAGGUCUGAGCUCACGCAGCCAUGGGGGACUGGAACCUGCUGGGAAAGCUUCUGGAAAAGGCCCAGGAGCACUCCACCGUGGUGGGCAAGGUGUGGCUCACUGUCCUCUUCAUCUUCCGCAUCCUGGUCCUGAGUGCAGCCACAGAGAAAGUGUGGGGUGACGAGCAGUCGGGCUUCACCUGCGACACCAAACAGCCUGGUUGUGAGAACGUCUGUUAUGACAUCACGUUCCCCAUCUCCCAUGUGCGUUUUUGGGUACUGCAGAUCAUCUUUGUGUCCACACCUACCCUGAUCUACCUGGGACACAUCCUCCACCUGGUGCGCAUGGAGGAGAAGCACAAAGAGAAAAAUAAGGAUAAGAACAAGGCCCAUAAUUCAGACAAGCAGGCCCUCAUUGUGGAUCCCAAACACAAAAAGCCUCUGGUAAGGGACGACAAAGGCAGAGUGCGCCUGCAGGGGGAGCUCUUGCGCACAUAUGUCUUUAAUGUGAUCUUUAAGACCCUGUUUGAAGUGGGAUUCAUUGUGGCUCAGUACCUCUUGUACGGCUUUGAGCUUAAGCCCAUGUACACAUGCGACAGACCGCCUUGCCCCAAUGUGGUAAACUGCUAUGUCUCCCGCCCCACAGAGAAAACAAUCUUCAUCAUCUUCAUGCUGGGAGUUGCCAGCUUUUCUCUCUUCCUCAAUCUUAUAGAGAUCUACCACCUGGGCUUCACCAAAUGCCGCCAAGGCAUCACUUUCAGGAGAAGGGACCGGUCAGCUGAGACUCUCCCUGAGGGGCCUAGUGAGACUUCUGUGCCCUUUGCGCCCAGUUAUGAUGAAUACUUCCACGGGCACCACCAAGUCCAGCCACCCUACCCGCCCGUCCCGAGCUACAACCUCUCCCCUCUGUCAGACGGCACAGACUCAUCCUUCCACCCUUAUCACAGCAAGGCAGCCUACAAGCAGAAUAAAGACAACUUAGCGGUGGAGAGGAGCAGCAGCAAACCAGAGGAAUGUGACCUGAAAGGAAAGAAGGGAGCAGGAUCGGCCCCUGGGUCACCUGCACAGGCCAGGCAGGGCCGCAGCGCCAAACACAGCAACAACAAGACAAGAAUAGACGAUCUGAAGAUAUGAGGAGGUUUAUGUUUCUCUGAGGGGUCUUAAAUUGCUGAGAGGGGGUCUGAGAGUGUUGUUUGGACACAUUGGUACAUGCUGAACUGAGUCCCCUCUUUAAGAUGGCACAGGUUUGACUCAUUCCAGCUUUGAAGGCAGAGACAUUUUAGGGUGAAUGGAGAAGCUGCAGAAAUGUGCACAGCCUGAUCAGGUCUAGUAAUCACACCUCUGAUGAACCUGAAAUACUGUGCUGAUAGGAAGUGUCCCAUAGCGGGAUAUUCUUUUAAUCUAAAUUCACAUUAAUGGUGUAUUUCUGCACCAUUUUUUGCAACACCACAUUUCAGUUUUCUUUUUUGAAUGAACAUUUUUAUGGUGUGAGUCUCCACUGCUCACUUUUAAAGUUCCUGUGAGGAACUUAAGGUUUGAUUUGGGGCCUCUGUAAAAGCAGGAUCUGUGAUCUCUGUACUGAAUUUUCCCCUAGAGAUGUUUACCAAGAAAAAAAAUCUCAUCCCACUGGCAAAGGUAUCACUCACUUUGUUAAUAUGUGCUGGGAAAUUGUUCACUCCUCCAGCUAAACUCAUGCCUCUGAACAGGAAAAAUUACAAGAUUUUUAUUAGCAGCAGUAUUAGCAGGCUUAACAUUUAGGCUACCAACUUGAUUUUAACACUACAAAAUACUUUUAAGAAAAAGAAAGAUGUCAUGUAGUGUUUAAAAAAUCAUUAGAUUUUUGCAUGUCUUAUUAUAUUGAGAUAAUUGAUUAUCAUCAUAGCAAAGUUCUGAGUGCAGUAAAACAUUUUAAAAACAUGUAACACUACAUCCCUACACUGUGUAUUAUUAGGCCCCAUACUUUUCUAAAUAUAUCAGGGUCUUUUUUCUACCAUAUUAAUAAUAUUUUGGUAACAUUAAAUAAUCUUGAAAAAAAGGGAUGAAAUGUUCUCUCAGGAUACCUCAUAUCAGAAAUGUAUUUACUUCCUGCAGAUUUGGCUGUAUACAUUUCAAUAAAACUGUAGUAAAACAACAUUUCUGAGGCUUUUUUAUGAAGGUCUA
Cheilinus undulatus (humphead wrasse) is the source of this 2396-nucleotide messenger RNA. Its product is annotated as gap junction alpha-3 protein-like. The record is from RefSeq and is a predicted model, not a curated record. Gene Ontology annotation, biological process: cell communication. The transcript has 2 exons. Bases 279 to 1370 code for a protein of 363 amino acids. Gene Ontology annotation, cellular component: connexin complex. Lineage: Eukaryota; Metazoa; Chordata; Actinopteri; Labriformes; Labridae.